Trichoderma atroviride IMI 206040 is the source of this 842-nucleotide messenger RNA. RefSeq lists its product as uncharacterized. Lineage: Eukaryota; Fungi; Ascomycota; Sordariomycetes; Hypocreales; Hypocreaceae. The record is from RefSeq and is a predicted model, not a curated record. Gene Ontology annotation, molecular function: ADP-ribose diphosphatase activity. Gene Ontology annotation, biological process: ribose phosphate metabolic process; nucleoside phosphate metabolic process. Gene Ontology annotation, cellular component: nucleus; cytosol.
AUUGUUUCUGCUUCAUCGCAAAUCGCAGCCACAGUCGCGUCACCAUGUCCUUUGCUAGUGCAAAAGUGCUUUCCACAACGCCAUUGUCCAACGACGAGUCGCGAUGGAUCUCCCUGAAUAAAAUCACCUACCAGGACCCCAAAGGCAUCGAGCGCGUCUGGGAAACGGCCGAGCGACGCACCCGCCCCGCCGGCGCCGACAUCGACGGCGUGGGCAUCGUCGCCAUCCUCGACAAGCCCGCGGGCAAGGAGAUUAUCCUGCAGAAGCAGUACCGCCCGCCCGUCGACAAGGUCGUCAUCGAGGUCCCCGCCGGCCUGAUUGACGCGGGCGAGACGGCCGAGCAGGCCGCCGUGCGCGAGCUCAAGGAGGAGACGGGCUACGUGGGCGUGGUGACUGAGACAACUCCCAUCAUGUAUAACGACCCUGGGUUUUGCAACACGAAUCUGCGCAUGGUGCACGUCACGAUCGACAUGGCGCUGCCGGAGAAUCAGGAUCUGAAGCCGGAGCUGGAGGAGAAUGAGUUUAUCGAGGUCUUUACCGUGCCGUUGGCCAACUUGUGGGAGGAAUGCAAGAAGCUGGAGGCAGAGGGCUAUGCCAUCGAUGCGCGGGUGGGCACAUUCGCCGAGGGCAUCCUGCUGGCGCAGAGAUUGAAGCUAUAGGUUCAUCAAGAUGAAGGUGGAUAUGAAGGAUUUACUACUAUAGAGCCGUCAUUUCUGAUUCCAUCUCGUUGGAGGAAAAUGGGUUUGGGAGGAACAACAGCAUCAUCAGCAUUAGCAUCAUACGCAUCUAUCAGGGGCUCUUCAGCUACCUAUAACUUGUUUUCUUGGCGCAGGCCCUGCCAA